UGACGACAAUGGCUCCGAAGCUACUGUCACCCCUCUUCCAAUGGCUCAUUCUCCUAACCCUCCUUCUCCUCUUUCUCUACUCCUCACUCCUCUCCUUCCACACAUCCUCCCCGCUACCCAAACCAAUCCCCACUUUACCCUCCUGCAAUUUCUUCAAUGGCCAUUGGGUCCAAGACCCCGACCGCACACCCAUGUACGACGAGAGCUGCCCAUUUCACAGGAACGCGUGGAACUGCUUGAGGAACAAGAGGGACAACAUGGGUGUCAUCAAUUCCUGGAAAUGGGUUCCUCGUGAUUGCGUCUUGCCUCGGAUCGACCCGGUUCGGUUUCUGGGUCUGAUGAGGAACAGGAACAUUGGGUUUGUUGGUGACUCUUUGAAUGAGAAUUUUCUGGUGUCGUUUUUGUGCGUACUUAGAGUGGCGGAUUUGGGGGCUAAGAAGUGGAAGAGGAAAGGGGCUUGGAGAGGUGCCUAUUUUCCCAAGUUCAAUGUUACGGUGGGGUAUCAUCGAGCUGUGUUGCUCUCCAAAUAUGAGUGGCAGCCAAAACAGCAUGCAGAUGGUGAUCAAGAUGGACUCAAAGGAAUAUAUCGAGUAGAUGUUGAGAUUCCUUCUGAUGAUUGGGCAAACAUUGGUGAUUUCUAUGAUGUCCUUGUUUUCAACACUGGCCAUUGGUGGGGCUUUGAUAAAUUCCCAAAAGAAACUCCUCUCACUUUCUAUCGUGCGGGUGAACCAAUAUAUCCUCCGCUUGAUAUAUUGGGUGGAUUUAAAGUUGUUGUCGAGAAUAUGGCCUCAUACAUACAAAACAAAAUUCCUCUGAAGACAUUGAAGUUAUGGCGUUUACAAUCACCAAGGCAUUUUCAUGGGGGUGACUGGAAUCAAAAUGGCAGUUGCUUGUUUAAUAAACCCCUUGAGGAGCACCAGCUUGACUUGUGGUUUGAUCCCAGCAACAAUGGACCAAAUAAAGAAGAAAGACUGCUGAAUCGUCUCAUAGAAGACGCAUUGCAAGGAACUGAUAUUCAAUUGCUUAACUUGACUCAUCUGAGUGAGUUCAGAGCAGAUGCCCAUCCAGCAAUUUGGUUGGGACAGAAGGAUGCCGUCAAAGUCUGGGGCCAGGACUGCAUGCACUGGUGCCUACCUGGUGUACCAGAUACAUGGGUUGACAUUUUAUCAGAGCUGAUCCGUAUUGGUUUGGAGCUGGGAUGAUGAACACUUUGUCGAACAUAUGGUCUAAAAUUGCAUUCCAGGAUGGCUUCUAAGGAGGACAGAUUUAGCCUAAACUUUCCCUAUGCUGAGUAGGCAAAGAAGGCCACGACAAUGUUUUGAAUUGAGAGCAUACAAGCACAUCACAAAUCUGACUGGGAACUUGGUGACAGCUUUUUGAUGAAGGUUGCUGUUCCAUUUUUUUGUAAAGGAGAGUUAGAUGGUAUUUGAAUUGUAACAAAAUUAGAUCCAGAGGGGAAAAUUGUAACAAAUAAGUAGCAUGUUCUUUCAUUACACUUUAAUGUUAUACGGGAGGCAAAAUUUCCCUGUGAACUUGAUG
Molecule: messenger RNA, 1539 nt
Organism: Rosa rugosa (rugosa rose)
Lineage: Eukaryota; Viridiplantae; Streptophyta; Magnoliopsida; Rosales; Rosaceae
Product: protein trichome birefringence-like 12
Exons: 4
Coding region: 9-1202 (397 amino acids)
Cellular component (GO): Golgi apparatus
Molecular function (GO): O-acetyltransferase activity
Source: RefSeq, a predicted model, not a curated record